GCAGCGGCGGAGCUCGCACUGGCGGCAGGCGGGCCGGGCGCUUUCCUUCUGCGGUAACCCGUCCCAGCCAUGCCGAAGAAAGGGAAGAAAGCGAAGGCACCCUUGUCGGAUGAGGAGCAGCUGCUUCUGUUUCAACAGAAGUUGCUGGCCGAUGAGGAGACAGCCAAGAAGAAAGAGAGGCUCCUCAACCAGUUCUUGAAGGACAAGCUAGCCAAGGAGGAGCACAACAGUGCCCUGAACCUUAAUAAGAUCAACACUCAGUGGAGAAUGGUCCUUAGGGAAGUCAAGACCAGAGAGCUUCAUAAGGACAUUGAGAUCCUCAGCCAAACGUUUGAACGAGUGGUGGACUGCAAGGACAGUGUCAUCAAGUCUUUAGCUAAGGACUUGUCAGAAGCUGAAGAGCAGUAUGCCCAUGCCCUGCACAGCCAUUUGCACAACGUUGACCAGCUCUUGGCCCUGCAGAGGCGCCGUCUCAACCUCCUAGAGGAAAGUUACAACAUGGAGCUUGACACCCUAACCAAAGAGUUUGAGACAGAAAGGAAGACAAUUAUUGACCAACAUGAGAAAGAGAUGCACUACCUACAAGAUGUCUUCAUGGCCAUGGAGCAGAACUAUAUAGAUUCUGAGUAUGAAAGCAAGCUGGAGUUCCAGAGCAUGUGGGAUGAUCUCAAAAACAAGAAUUUAGAAGAGAAGCACUUUUUACGACUACAACUCGAGAACAUAGUGGAAGAUCUGUGGCGAAGGUUCCAGGAUGCACUCAAGAACUACACUGAUGCCACAGAGGACAGGAAAAUUGCCUUUGAGGCCCUAAAGGUGAAGGAUGAGAAAAGCUCCAAAGAGAUUGAAGCACAGAUGAAAAGAAUACAGAAACUGCAGGAGGCCAUAAGUAUUUUGAAAGGAAAGAUUAUGGCACACAGCCGUGAGAGUGAGGAGCAGAACCAGUGUAUCCGUAAUGACAAGGAGCUGGUCCAUGUACACCUGCGAAAACUCAAGACCCAAAGGACUCAGGCCCGGGAAGUAUCUCAGGAGAACUUAGUCAAACUUACCCUGGAAAGCAAUGCUACCCUCAAGGCCUUGAGGAAGAUCGUGGAUAAGGGUGAAAAGAUCCUUAAGCUUGCUGAAAUAUGUAGGAAAUUUGAAACGGAGGAAGAGAAAGUGCUGCCUUUCUAUGCUUCAGCAUUGACUCCUAAGGAGCAGGCUGAAGUUGAGGCCCUGAAUCAGGAAGAGCUCACAGAGGACCUAGCCCAGGUGAUGGUGAACUACACAGGGAUGGAGAAUUUCUGGAAAAGGUACAAUAAAGUGAAGCUGGAGGUACUAAGCCUGCAGCACAGACGAGCCCAGCUGUUGGACAUCAGUGGGAAGCUGAAGGAGAUGCUCAAGCAGUACUUGGAUGGCAUCUCAGUGAGUGACGAAGUGCUCAGCCAGCCCAACCCCCUCUUCAUAGUGAACCAUCGAAGCAACCUAGCCCAGCCCUUGUCUAUGCCUGCAGCCCAGUCAGGUGACAAAUAACCUCUAAGCACGCACAACAUCACUGAAGGAGCCCACAUAUCUCCCAUACCCUAUGAAUCAAAGAGGAAAUCUCUUCCCAACCUCAGGGAUUUUUUGAGACCUAGCACUUUGCUAUUAAAAACUACAUGGAGGCUCUACUAGUAACCAGAGGCAGUACUCUAUUACGUCCCAGCCUACAGUCCCCAUGCAGUAUAUUCAAUAAACUUUUUAAAAAAUUUUC
Molecule: messenger RNA, 1729 nt
Organism: Jaculus jaculus (lesser Egyptian jerboa)
Lineage: Eukaryota; Metazoa; Chordata; Mammalia; Rodentia; Dipodidae
Gene: Ccdc65
Product: coiled-coil domain containing 65
Exons: 8
Coding region: 70-1509 (479 amino acids)
Biological process (GO): regulation of cilium movement; cilium-dependent cell motility; axonemal dynein complex assembly
Cellular component (GO): axoneme; axonemal dynein complex
Source: RefSeq, a predicted model, not a curated record